AUGGGGGAAAAUCUGACUCGUCGUCCCGGGCGGGUCUUGGAUGAUGCACGCAGAGCAGGAUUAGCGACCGUGCUGAUCACCUGCCGGUGCAACCCCAGCCUGAUCUGCCAUUGCAGGCCACCUCGUGCCAACAAAGAAACCCCGUAUGGAUCAGCCCAACCAGCCGAUUCACCCAGCGGCGGCCGACGGAAACCAAGAGACCCGUUCGGAGAGCUUCCGGCGGAACUCCUGCCCACGAUCCUGUCACAUCUAGAUGUGAAGCAGGCGGCACGAACCAGCGUCCUAGCGAGCGCGUGGAGGCACACCUGGAAGCACUCCCCCAAGCUGACCCUCGACAUCGUCGCGAUGUGCGGCGACGGAGGAUACAGGCACAACUACCUCAAGCCCGUCAGAGAGGAGCUGUACCGGCGACGCUACGUGCAGAGAUUCAUCGACACCGUCGACGAGGUACUGCGCCAGCGCCGCGGCGGUGGUGGCGCGGUCGACCAGCUGGAGCUCAGGUUCGACGAGUGCCACCUUCGACAGGUUUCAAGCCGUCUCUACGGCUGGAUACGUUUCGCCGUCUCGUCGCGGGCCAAGAGCGUGAGGCUUCACGUGUCGGAAGCACCUGGGGUCGUGUAUGGCCGUGAUCGGUACGAGCUUCCUCUGCAGCUGCUCGACGCCGGAGGAGGCUUGUCAAAGCUGGAGCACAUCAGCCUUUCGUUCGUGUCGCUCAAAGUACCUGUCCACGCAAAGUCUAUCAGUUUUCCAAAUCUCAAUAGUCUUGUCCUGCGCUUGGCGACCGUGUCUACGAGUGAUCUGCAGCAUAUGCUGUCAAACUGCCCUAAUCUCGAGCGGCUGGAUAUGCACAAGGUUUAUCUGGACGAUCAACUCACGGUGCAUCGGCCCUUGCCCCGGCUGCUGUACCUGCGCUUGGUUGAUUGCAGGACAACAAUGAUAGAGCUCCAUGCGAACAGCCUCAAAACCUUCGUAUUCAGGGGGCAUUCGGCGCCUACCAUCAUCAACCUCGGCGGAACUUCAGGACUGUGCAACGUUAAUAUUCAGUGUUUCAGGUUAACGCUACAACAGUCUGUCAGCUCAUUGCCCAAUUCGUUCCCGGAGGUGCAACGACUGUGCCUCUGCUGUACUUUUACACUGCCGACGCUUCGCUCGCCAGUUGGGAACACCCCCAGGUUUCCUCAUCUGAAGUAUUUACAGCUGCUAUCCUGUAUUUACCCUGCUGAACUUUCCAAUGGUAUCCUUCCUAUCGCGUAUUUUCUGGAGUCUGCUCCGUUUCUUGAGGAAUUAGACAUAAAGUUCGUAUCAUCCUGCAAGAACGGUGGUGAAGGACCUCUAAGGACGUCAGCACAGGGUCAGUUCGAAUACAAGCAUCUAAAGAGAUUGAGAGCUCGUGAGUUCACAGGUCAAAAGGAUCAACUAGAGAUUAUGAUGCACAUUGUGGAAAAUGCCCCUGCGCUCGAGAUUUUGACUAUAGACCCAAUAAUGGAACAUGUUCCAGCUACUAUUGAUCAAGUUAUGGAAGCUGAAACAAGAAGUCUAACAGAUAUCCGUCGUAGAGCCACAACAUUCAUUGGUGAGAAACUUCUAGCAAAGACAAAAUUUGUUGUUGUAUGA
Messenger RNA from Lolium perenne, 1614 nucleotides. Its product is annotated as F-box/FBD/LRR-repeat protein At1g13570-like. Gene Ontology annotation, molecular function: protein binding. Lineage: Eukaryota; Viridiplantae; Streptophyta; Magnoliopsida; Poales; Poaceae. The record is from RefSeq and is a predicted model, not a curated record.